Impatiens glandulifera is the source of this 1516-nucleotide messenger RNA. RefSeq names its product RNA pseudouridine synthase 4, mitochondrial. NCBI's taxonomy places the organism in Eukaryota, Viridiplantae, Streptophyta, Magnoliopsida, Ericales, Balsaminaceae. Gene Ontology annotation, molecular function: pseudouridine synthase activity; RNA binding. The record is from RefSeq and is a predicted model, not a curated record. Gene Ontology annotation, biological process: pseudouridine synthesis. The transcript has 10 exons. Bases 65 to 1468 code for a protein of 467 amino acids.
CACUGGGCCUGCGAAAGGUUCGGUUAAGACUUAUAGCACCGCCGAGGUUUAAGCAAAUAAUUAUAUGGCGGCCGCCCGAAUUCUACGCUUCGAUUUAGUUCGAUCCACCGCCGACGACUUAGUACCAGCUAUUUUGCGGCACCUACGUGGGGGGUACAGCACCAUCUCCUCCAACCCAGAGGACGAGAAAGAGACAGGCCGCUGGCUUACUUUACCCCCCUUCACCCCCACUAUCAAUGGCGAUUCUCUUGGUAAGAAACUUGCCGCCGGCGGUUCUUCCUCUAGCAAAGAUGAAGUCACAACCUCCAUGACAGCCCUCAAAUGGGUAUUCAAGUGCUGCCCAGAUAUUCCUAAAUCUCUCGUUCAAAAGAUUUUUCGUUUGAGACAGGUUCGUAGAGAAUCUUCUAUGUUGAGUUGUGAUUCGGAUGUUAAGAAUCGCCUUCGACGAGUGGCAGCAAAGGAUCCGAUGAACACAGGAGAUCGUGUUUAUCUUCCUGCAAUCAAACAAAGGCUGUCUUGUGAGAAUUCCAAUUCCAAGACCACCCAUCAUAUCAAUGAUAAAGAAGCAAGCUUUCUACACAGCCUUGUUUUACACAAGGAUCCAGCCAUUCUUGUUAUCAACAAACCUUCUGGAAUGCCUGUUCAAGGUGGGGUUGGAAUCAAGCAAAGCUUGGAUGAACUAGCUACAACUUAUCUGAAAUUUGAUUAUCCUGAAGCUCCUAAACUGGUUCACAGGCUUGAUAGAGAUUGCAGUGGAAUUUUGGUUUUAGCAAGGACCCAAAUGAGUGCCUCUGUUUUACAUUCAAUCUUUCGCGAGGAAACACUAGAAGCAUCCAAGGAUCCAGAAAAGAACAAAAUUUUGCAGAAGAGGUACUUGGCACUUGUUAUUGGAGUCCCAAGACGUUCCGAGGGUUUAAUUUCUGCGCCACUGGGACAGGUGAAUCUGAGUGAUGGAAAAUCUGUGAAGAUAACUGUUAUUGACAGCUCCAAAUCAUUGUCUUCGCAGCAUGCCUUAACCAAGUAUCGAGUGAUUGAAUCUUCCCCCCAUGGUUACUCGUGGAUCGAGCUAUCCCCUCUGACAGGAAGAAAACACCAGCUUCGGGUGCAUUGUGCGGAGGUUUUAGGAACACCAAUAGUGGGAGACUACAAGUAUGGGCGAAAAGCUCAUAGUAAAAUGAAACCUUUAGGUUGGUUGGGCGAUGAUGACUCUAAUGAUGAGAAAUACAACAAGUCUGGAGGAAGAGAAAACUCUGUUAGCUUCGAUGAUUUGGGAAGGGGGAGUAUAUCAGAUGAAGAGCCAAGUUUACACCUUCAUUGUAAAGAGAUCAUCCUGCCCAGCGUUUUUGAGGCUCUGCAACAAGUGCAGGCCAAUACAGAAUGCGAUGUUUCGAAGAUCAAAUCGCUUAAGUUAAUUGCCCCUCUUCCACCUCACAUGCAAAGAAGUUGGACCAUUCUAAAGUCUUCAUGAUCUUCAACAAUUUAUCACUAGCAUUUAUUUAUCUGACCAAUUUUUAUG